AUGUCUCAUUUGCCAUAUGCAGCAGAUGCUGAUAGUCCCCUGAAACCCUCCGAGCUCAAAGUACUGCGAGAUCAAUACGAGAAAGAGGGAGACUACGUCGGCGUGCAGACCAAAUUUAACUAUGCAUGGGGCCUGAUCAAAUCCUCGGCACGCGGUGAGCAACAAGAAGGCGUUCGCCUGCUGUCGGAGAUAUUUCGAAACGCACCGGAGCGGAGGCGGGAAUGCUUGUACUAUCUGGCUCUCGGAAACUACAAGCUGGGAAACUACGCAGAGGCUCGCAGAUAUAAUGAUCUACUUCUCGACCACGAGCCAUCGAAUCUGCAGGCAGGGAGUUUGCGGGGCCUCAUUGAUGAUAAGGUCGCCAAGGAAGGUCUGCUGGGAGUAGCAAUACUCAGUGGUGUGGCCAUUGCAGCGGCCGGGGUGGGUGCUAUGAUAUUCAAAGGAGCAAGGAGGAGGUAG
Molecule: messenger RNA, 459 nt
Organism: Letharia columbiana
Lineage: Eukaryota; Fungi; Ascomycota; Lecanoromycetes; Lecanorales; Parmeliaceae
Exons: 4
Coding region: 1-459 (152 amino acids)
Biological process (GO): peroxisome fission; mitochondrial fission; autophagy of mitochondrion
Cellular component (GO): mitochondrial outer membrane; peroxisomal membrane
Molecular function (GO): protein binding
Source: RefSeq, a predicted model, not a curated record